This is a messenger RNA of Closterium sp. Naga37s-1, 7116 nucleotides long. The record is from the annotation of a GenBank genome assembly. NCBI's taxonomy places the organism in Eukaryota, Viridiplantae, Streptophyta, Zygnematophyceae, Desmidiales, Closteriaceae.
AUGCGCGUCUUUACAGAGUACCCCGUUAACUGUUAUAACAUCCCGGUGGCCAGGCCUGGGAGGUAUCUGCUGCGGCUGGUGAUGUACUAUGGGAAUUAUGACAAGGCCAAGAGCCCGCCCGCGUUCAACGUCUCCUUUGGGAUCUCAUUCGCGGCGACGGUGGUGCUGGCGCUGAAGGAGAGGGUGGUCUCGGAGAUCAUUGGCCAAGUGGACUCAACAGAGCUCGAGGUGUGUUUCGUGAGCAUCUACGGCAAGCCGCUGGUGAACGCGCUGGAGCUGAGGCUGCUGCCCCCGGAGUCGUACGUGUCGCUGCCCGACCCCUCCGGCGUCAUGCUGCUCUGGUGGCGCCUCUUCUCCGCCAACGACUCGCGCACCAACCGCAUGCUGCGCUACCCCUACGACCCCUUGGAUCGCAUCUGGGUUGCAGACGGCGUGAUGGCCACCAGUGGGGACGCUGCCUCGUCCUCUCAUCUCACUCACUUCCCUCACCUCCUGCACCCCGUUGUUGUUUCUUUCUCCCAACCACGCCGUGUCCCUCUUUCCACCCCUCUCCGCCACUGCAGCUACCCCUACGACCCAUUGGAUCGCAUCUGGGAUGCAGACGGCGUGAUGGCCACCAUGGGGGCGCCGCCUCAUCCACCCUCAUGUUCGACUAUUCUCACCCUCUCACCUAUCCACCCCUCUCGACCCCUCUCCACCCUUCUUCACCCCUGCAGCUACCCCUACGACCCAUUGGAUCGCAUCUGGGAUGCAGACGGAGUGAUGGCCACCAGUGGGGGCGCUGCCUCGUCCACCCUCAUGUUUGACUAUUCUCUUGACUCCUACGUUUUUGGCACGCCUAUUAAUGUCAAGCCGGCCAUAGGGGCUAGAGCCGUGGCUGCAGCUACUUCUGCUGCGUUAGGCAUUGGGGAUUCGGGCCGAACGGUGGUGGGGGAGAGUGCGUCUGUAGAAGCAGAGGAAUCGGCACAAGCGGCGGCAACAGCAGCAGCAGCGGCAGCGGCAGCAGGAGCGGCAGGAGCAGCAGGAGCAACAGCACAAGCAGUCGUAACAGGAGCAGGAGCAGCAGUGGUGGGCGAAGGGACAACAGAAGCGCUAGCACCGGGAGAAGCAAGGGCAGCAGUGGUAGCAGCAGCAGCAGAGCAAGCACUCACAGGGAACGGCACAACCAACGCUGCUCCUGCCUUCCUCCAGCUCACAGCGCGCACAGUGCCACAGGCACCCAGUGGCACCAUGGACAGCAGCAGUGGCCUGGAAUACCAGUUUCAGUUCCUCGAGAGCCCUGCGAGUUUCCAGCUGAUUCUGUACUUUGCGAACGUGGAGGGGCGGGUGAAGCGGGCGGGGGACAUGGUGUUUGAUAUUGUGUUGAACGAGCAGGUGGUGGUUGGGGGAUUUGAUUUGUUUCUGCAGCUGCAAGGGGCGGGCAGGGCGGCACGGGCUGGGACAAGAGGCGUGGGGGGGAGUCGCGUGGGGGGAAGUGGCAUGGGGGGGAGUGGCGUGGGGGGGAGUGGCGUGGGGGGGAGUGGCAUGGGGGGGAGUGGCGUGGGGGGGAGUGGCGUGGGGGGAAGUGAUGCUGGUGGUAGUGGUGGUGGUGAUGCGACGGUUCAUGCAGCUGCGAUAGGCCUUGCUGCUUCUCCUGCCGCCGUGUCUCCUCCUGCCGCUCCGUCCUCUCCUCCUACCCCUUCAACCACCGCUCCUGCACCCACUUCUGCUGCUUCCGCGAGCAGUAGUAGCAGCGGCAGCACUGACAGUGCUCUGUACGCGCAGCAGGUGGUGAUGGUGGUGGUGAAUUUCACGAGUGUGGAUCUCUACACCCCCGCCGUCCUGCUGCUCAGGCCCGCCGCUACCAGCCGCUUGCCGCCAGCCAUCAGCGGCAUCGAGAUGUAUGAGGUGUUCCCUGCGGCCAAGCCAACGCCCCCUGCUGAAGUCUCCGCCCUGCGUGAUUUUCAGAGGCUACUGGGUGCGCCAGCGUCACUGGCAGGGUGGCAGGGGUCGGACCCCUGUAACCCCAUCAAGUGGGCGGGCAUUCAGUGCAUUCAGGCUCAGGGGGACAGCGCGUCACACGUCAGCGGCAUCUAUCUGGGCAACUACAGUCUCCACGGCCCCAUCUCGCCAUCUCUGGCUAACGUCUCUCGCCUGCAACACCUCUGGGUCAACGACAACAACCUGGUGAACGAGAUUCCCAGCUCCCUUGGCGACUUGGGUGAUCUCUCUACUCUUCUAUUGCAGAACAACCAUUUAACGGGGGGGGUGCCUCAGUCGCUCACCAACCUCACCAAUCUAGUCCAGCUCAACGUGGCAAACAACAGCCUCACGGGAGUGUUCCCGUUCAACUUGACCACGCAGUUCAUUCAAGUCGUUGCCACGGGCAACGACCUCUGCUCCCCCCAGGGCCUCUACGAUCUCCCCUACUGCGGAGCCCUCCCCCCUCCGCCCCCCCCUCCCCUCUCCCCCCCCGCUCCCCCACCAGCACCAGCCCCCACCUCCGCCUCCGCUCCCCCUUCCGAGGCCUUCCCUCCCUCUCCUUCAACUCCCGACUCAAGUGCUGCGAGGGGAAAUGUGCUGGUGAUAUCUCUGGCAGUGUCGUUAUCAGUUGCUGCUAUUGCUUCGGCGCUGGUGGUGUGGAUGUAUCUCAAAGGCGCCUGGAAGGACAGGGCGAAGGGGCAAGGGGGGGAGAAGGAAGCGGAGGAGAAGCGGAGUGAAGUGGCAGCAGCGGGGGGAGGUGGAGGGGACGGUGGGGAGGGGGAUGAGGGAUCGGGGAAAAGAGGUGAUGGGAAUGGUGGGGGGAGUGGAAGGGGAGGGGAUGAGAGUGGGAGGCGAACAGUUGGUGUGUCACGGAGCAGAUCAAGGGAAGACAGAGGGAGUGAGAGGGGGGGUGAGAGUGGGAGGAACGGGGAGAGGGCGAGAGGGAGAGGAGAAGGAGGGGGAUCCAGUGAUAGGGAGAGAGAUUCCAUGCCUCUUUCCGGACCUAACUCCAGCUCUACCGAGCCUCUGUUGCCCAAUGGGAAUGUAUCCGAACGUAAGAGUGAUCCCAAUGUGGAAGGUUCUGCUCCUGCCAUCACUGCUACAGAUGCAGCCCCAGGUGCCGCAGCAGCAGCAGCUACAACAGCGGAGGCGGCGCACAACGGACAAAAAGCGCCGCCCAACGGGCUGGCGGUGGAGGCGGCGCCGUUCACUGUGCCGUCCACGCACGUGCAGCGGAUGAGUCUGGCAGAGCUGGAGGAGGCGACGGGGGGGUUCUGUGAGGAGCAUAUGAUCGGUGCUGGGGGGUUUGGACCGGUGUAUCGGGGCGUUCUGGCGAAUGGGCGAGUGGUGGCUGUGAAGCGACGAGCGGUGGAUUCUAUGCAGGGGUCGACGGAGUUCAAUAAUGAGGUGCGUGCUGGUGAACCUGAUCCUCCUGCCACUCACACCUCCUCACUAAUGAACCUGACAGUGCCACUGAUCCUUACCUGCCUGCCCACCCCCUUCCCCCCCUCCCCACCUUCCAUCCUGCCCCUAUGCCAGCUCAAGAUCCGCCACCCCCACCUGGUGGCGCUGGUUCACUCAUGUGCUGACCACCCACCCCCUGUCCCCCUGCCUUCCCCUUCUUCCCCUCCUUCCCCCCCUCUCACCAGCUCAACGUUCUGUGAGGAGCAGGGGCAGCAGCUGCUGGUGUAUGAGUUCAUGGCGCAGGGCAACUUGCGGGAACACUUAUACGACCGGUUGGGAGCGCCAAGGGGACGGUUGCGGUGGCUGCAGCGCCUCUCCAUCGCUGUUGGUGCUGCUAAAGGAAUUGAGUACCUGCACGUGGCCCUGCGCCCCUCCAUCAUUCAUCGCGACAUCAAGACCACCAACAUUCUCCUCGAUGACAGCCUCUGCGCCAAGGUCGCUGACUUUGGGCUGUCCCGCCUGGGGCCGCAGGACGACACGCACGUGUCAACCAAUGUGAAGGGCACAGCCGGUUACCUGGACCCAGAGUACUACACGGUGCAGCAAUUAACGGAUCGCAGUGACGUGUUCAGCUUCGGGGUGGUUCUGCUGGAGCUUGUCAGUGGGCGGCAACCCAUCGACCUCAGCCGCCCACGCGUCGACUGGAACAUCAUUGACUGGGCGCGCAAGCAUCUGCAGCAGGGGGACAUAGAUGCAAUAGUCGACCCCACACUGCCCCCCUCGGAGUUUCUCAUAGAUGCCAUGUGGAAGGUGGCCGAGGUGGGCAUUCUCUGUGUUGAGCCCAUGGGCAUCAACCGGCCGAGUAUCAGUGAGGUGGUGCGGGAACUUGGAGAGGCUGUUGCUAUGGAGUUAUCGAAUACGCCUGUAAGGAAUCAUUUUCACCAGCACCAGCACCAGCGGCAGCACCAGCACCAGCAGGGGCAGGGGCAGCAGGGGGAUGGGCAGCGGGAAGGGCAGCAGGAGGAGUGUGAAUCUGAGAUAGGGGUGAAUUAUGGUGAUGAGAGGGGGGAAGGGAGAGGUGGAGGUGGGGAGGAAGGAGGAAGGGGUGGAGAGCGGUUGGGCGGUCGACAAGGCUAUUACUCCACGUUGACGUUUUCUCGCUCGGGAUCCAACGGUGGAGAUUCGUCGAGAGGAGCUGAUGGGCGGAGACGUCCGGAUGGUGGCGGGGGAAUGGAACACGAGGCUCGGGACACCCCUGAGCAGAGGUUUGGGAGAGGGGAGAAUCCGAAUAGAGUGGUCCCGGCUGAGCUGGCGAUGAGCUGGCGAGGAGAAGCGGGGGAGGCGUCAGGAGGUAUGAGAGGGGAUGGGGAUGGGAGUGGGGAAGUGUGGGCGGAGAUGGGAGGUGUGAGUGAGAGAGUGAGUGGGGGAGUGAGUGAGGGAGUGAGUGAGAGAGAGAGUGGGAGAGUGGGCUGGAGAGGUUCAGGAGAAGGGUUGGCAGGGAUGGGUGGGGGUGAUUGGAGUGGGAGCAGUGUGGGGAGGCAAGCGAGUGGAGGAGGGGUUGAAGCGGUCGGAGUAGGGGGAGGAGGAGGAGGGGGAGGAGGGAGAAGAAGAGGGGAUGGAGGAGGAGGAGAGGGAGGGAUUGCGGUGGGGUUCAGAGGUCCCGGGAGUGGAGGAGAGAUGUACAUAAGGAGAGGGGGGUCGUCAGAAGAGCUCUUGUCGCACGGUGGGGUGCAAGGCGGAGGGGUGCAAAGAGGUGGAAUGCAAGGGGGAGCGGUGCAAGGGGGUGGCCUCAUGGCGGUGUCAGACUCGUUGAUGAGGCGGAAAAGAGAAGGAGAAUCUUACAACGGCCCGAUUUCCCGGCCGAACUUGCCUUUGGGUAGCGGAGGAAGAGAGGGGAGAGGGUGCAGCGAGGGGAGAGAGGGGAUAAGGGGGAUAGGGCAAGGAGGGUUCUCUGGAGAAAGUGUGGAAGCAGAUAUGAUGAUGGCACAGGCGCCACACGGGGAUUACAUGAUGCUCAGGAAGGUACAGCAAGGGUCCAUGUCGCCGCCCGUUCCGCAGGAGAAACGGCAUUUUUCAGCUGAGGACAAGCCUCGGUUUGCCUCGCCGUUCGGGCAGCCUGGUUUCCAGCCCCGUGCAGGCGGCCGAGAUUUCGAAUCUGCCCGAGAGCCGGCGGGAGGACACGGUGUGGGGGGGAAUUUGGAGGGAAAGAGACGAAUGAGUGACGGGGAAGGUGUGGAUUUGAGUACAGGCAGAGGGGAUGGGCGUGCGCUGAGGGGAGAAGCUUCUAUGAGAGAUGACCUGCGGCCAGAUUAUGAAAUGUCUAGAAUGGCUAGAGCCGCGCUUCUCGCGCUGUCCCUGGCGCUGCUGCUCGCAGUCGCCCGCGCCGGCAGCCCCCUGACCAGCGCCACCGCGAACGAGAAACCCGACCAGAGCAGCAAGAAGGACGACGGGCUCAUGACCGAAAUCCCCGCGGAUAUCGCAAAGCAGGCCGCGUCGGGCAACGCGGCGGGAGUUACCUACGUGGAUACCGCGCAGGACUCGUUCUUCAUGGCCGACGUGAAGAAGGCCGGAUGGAACGCGCAGAAGUGCCCGCCGGGAUUGAACAAGGAGCUUGCGGGAGCGUGCACGCCCAAGAAUUGCUCCAAGGGCGGCAUCGCCGCUAAGUGGAAAACCGCUUAUCUGCAAAAGAACAAGCUCGGUUACGAGCUGUACGUGCCGGGUAACCCGCUGACGCUGCUCAAGGCGAACCCCGCGUCGUGCUGUAACACGUGCGCCGCGACGCCGCUCUGCACGUACUGGCAGUACAUCCCCGAUAUUACCAUCGACGGGAAGAAGGGCAAGGGCGCGUGUUAUCUGAUCCACGAUCAGAUUGACUUCACCUGCGGAGAGAUGACCGCGCAGUAUUCGACGGAAACGAAGCCGGUGAAUCUGCAGGUGCGCAUCGGCGGAGAGUGCAACCCUAGCGCGAAGAUCCUCAACGACCCGCAUUUGGUGGGCGCGCACGGCACGCAUUUCGACUUCAACGGCCGCCCCGACAAGGCGUUCUGCCUGCUCACGGACCGCGACCUUCACGUGAACAUGCUGCUGAGGGGGUACUAUGAUGAGCGCACCGAUAAUGCCGCGCUCGUGGUUGACGGAAAGGCCGUGCACACGUGGAUUAAGGAGCUUGGCAUCGUCUGGACCACUCAGGGCGCGGAUCACAAGGUUCGGCUCGCGGCGCGCGGCGGCAAGCAGCAGGAGCGCGGCGACGGGUUCAUGAAGAGCAUCGAGAUUGACGGCGAGGAGAUCCCGAGGAUGAAGGUUGGCGACACGGUGACGACCGGCGGCGGGUUGACGGUUCACUUCCGCGGGCUCGAGAAGGAGGGACCGUUCGAUGUGGAUUACUACAUGCUGACGAUCGACGGUCUGAUUUCGCUGGAUCUGCGCCUGCGCGUUGCGCACCCGAAGUUGCAGACCCCGACCGACGCCGAGGCGCACAUCAACGUCGGGAUUGCCGAGCUGGAGCACACAGAGGAGAUUCACGGUGUGUUGGGGCAGACGUACCGCGCGGAUCAUACGCAGCGCGCUGCCGAUUUCCAGCGCUUGAUCGCGAGCCUGCACCGUCCCAUUUCUGCUGACGGCGCGGAGUGGAAGGGAUUUUUGGAUGGCACACCCAGGUCGUAUGAGGCGAGUGAUGUGCUCGCUGUGGACUGCGCUUAUACCGCGUAUGGCCGAGCCAGGAAGGUUAUGCCCGUGCAACAGUUCCCCUAA